Molecule: messenger RNA, 1510 nt
Organism: Cololabis saira (Pacific saury)
Lineage: Eukaryota; Metazoa; Chordata; Actinopteri; Beloniformes; Belonidae
Gene: ing4
Product: inhibitor of growth family, member 4
Exons: 8
Coding region: 81-830 (249 amino acids)
Biological process (GO): regulation of DNA-templated transcription; positive regulation of apoptotic process
Cellular component (GO): nucleus
Source: RefSeq, a predicted model, not a curated record
UGCUGCAAAGACCACACUUCAAUCCAGUAAUUAGACCAGUCCGCCUCGGAACGGAAGCUGUGUUGUUUACAUUUUACAAGAUGGCGGCGGGGAUGUAUUUGGAGCACUAUUUGGACAGCAUUGAAAACCUUCCCUUCGAGCUGCAGAGAAACUUCAAUUUAAUGAGAGAUCUUGAUCAACGCACAGAAGAUCUAAAAGGACAGAUAGACUCUCUGGCCAAAGAAUACACAGUUAACGCGCGGACUCUUUCGUCUGAGCAAAAGCUGUCCAUACUGAGGCAGAUCCAGCAGUCUUACAGUAAAUGCAAAGAAUUUGGAGAUGAUAAGGUUCAGCUGGCUAUGCAGACCUAUGAAAUGGUCGACAAACACAUCAGACGUCUGGACACAGACCUAGCUCGGUUCGAGGCUGAUCUCAAGGAAAAGCAGAUUGAGAGCACUGACUAUGAUUCCACCUCCAGUAAGGGGAAGAAAGCAGACUCCAGACAAAAGGAAAAGAAGUCUGCUAAAACAAGGUCUAAAGUGAAGAGCUCAGAUGAAGAUGGCAGUCCUAAGAGUGCACAGAAGAAAGUUAAACUCCUUCAGCCUGGAGAGUUCAACAGCCCUUCAUCCAAUUUUGGGAAUGUGCACCCAUCUGAUGUCCUGGACAUGCCCGUGGACCCCAACGAGCCCACCUACUGUCUGUGUCAUCAGGUGUCUUAUGGUGAAAUGAUCGGCUGUGACAACACUGACUGCUCCAUUGAAUGGUUCCAUUUUGCAUGUGUGGGCCUAACGACCAAACCAAGAGGCAAAUGGUAUUGCCCACGGUGCUCUCAGGAUAGAAAGAGAAAGUAAAAAGUGUUUACUCUGGAACAAAAUAUGGACGCCAAUCUGAUGGAAAAUGAGAAGACUUUUUCCUCUCUAGUUACAAGAACUUUUUGUUUCUCAUGUUUCUUAACAUUUGGUGCUUUACUUUUCAGUUUACGUCCUUAUGUUGAUCUGAUGCAGUGUGUUUGGAAGAGCCAAGUAGUUAUAAAUUUAUUUAAGUUUUUCUACAUUGAUAACAUUGAUGUUUUAGUUACCUUUGGUGCUCUUAUUAUGACUUAUUUUUUACAUUUUGUUGUCCAAGUGAACAAUAAACACUACAACUGCCCCUUCUAUAAUAUAUAUAAAUUUCCAUGAUUCUCUUUACUGUAUUCACAUCCACAGCUGCAAAAUUGAAAGUAUUUUAAUUGAAGAUAGGCCAUGGAUCUUUUCAUGCUGUGUUGUACAGUUAGAUUUCUGUGUUUAGCCUUGGAACACUAGUUUUAUUUUUAAUUAAAACAAGAGGGCAAAUAUGAAAACAAAUGCUGCACCCUGACAGUAUUAGUCAUAUGUGGGGAUGAAUCGAACACUUCAUUGUUACAUUUGACUGAGUACUGCAUAGAAAGUAAUACAUUUCUUGAGAAGUAUUGUGAUUUCUGUAGCUGAAAUAUUGGUACUGGGGAGAGGGGAUGAUUGUGUUGUCAAUCAUUUGAAUACAGCUACUACCUCAA